CAUUGCGCGUUCUCUCACUUAUACAUUCCCUGCAGCCGCGUCGCAAUCACUCGACUUACCCUCAACUGCCAAGAGUGACUCGACACCAUGGCGCGCGGUCGACCGUCCCGCGCAGCCGCUCGUCGCAGCACGCCCGCGACACCAAUCACCUUUGACGACGACGACGAAAUGGAAGUGGUCGAUGCGGCCGCCGAGGAUCGCGCCGAAACCCCCGCUGAUGAGGAGGACGUUGGCACGCCUGCGCAAGAAUCCGAAGAGGAAGAAAAGGCAGCCUCAGAACGCUCCGCUACGCCUGUUGUGCAAGUGCCACGCAAGAAGCGCCUUGGUCGCCCACCCAAGAAUCGCCCGCCGGAUUGGAAUGUCAUACCCGACGAUGGCUCUCAAUCCGGCACUCCUGUCAAGCGCAAGCGUGGCCGACCAGCGGGUGGGGGCUUCCGCGGGCGUCCCAAGGGCGGUCCAGUACAGGCAACGCGUGUGGCUAUCGACAAGGAGGGCACAAUGAUGGACGUUGUGAAUGAUGAGGUGGACCUACCGGAAGACCCUGAGGGCGAGAAGAAAGUCGAUAAGCUCGGAAAUCUGCAGGACGGCCGAGACUAUCGUGUGCGCGUCUUCACAAUCAGUGGUCGUGGAGAUAGACUUUAUAUGUUGUCCACCGAGCCAGCGCGAUGCUGUGGUUUCCGAGACAGUUAUCUGUUCUUCACCAAGCACAUGCAGCUCUACAAAAUCAUCAUCGACGACACAGAGAAGCGGGACCUGAUUGAUCGCGAAAUUAUCCCUCACUCAUACAAGGGUCGAGCCAUUGGUGUGGUCACGGCUCGCUCAGUGUUCCGCGAGUUCGGGGCGCGCAUCAUCAUCGGAGGCAAGAAGGUCAUCGACGAUUACUAUGAGACCGCAGCGCGCGAGAGGGGUGAUGUCGAAGGCGAGCUAGCGGAACCGCACGAUAAACUGCCACCACCUGGCGAACCCUACAACAAAAACCAGUAUGUCGCUUGGCACGGUGCCAGUAGCGUCUAUCACACUGGAGUCCCCAGCGUACCCUUGGCCAAUGGCAAACCAUUGCCUGGUAAGCGGAAGGUUAAUAUCACAUCUGCAAAUUGGCAGUUCGAGCACGCGAGUUCCUCUAGCCGCUUCAAUGCGAAUCUCUCCGCCUUGCGAAGGGCAAACUUAAAUCAAGGCAUAUACGACCCGCAUACCAACCUCAUGACCUAUCCGAGGACCACACAGCCGACUCACGCGAAGUGGGAAGAGGUGCCACAAGAGGAGAGCGAUGUGCCUCCGCUUGUCCGCAAGCACUACUUUGUCGUCGACACGUUUGUUCAGAAGCCGCCAUAUACGAGCUUAGGAUUGCCAGGACCAGAUGCGGACUUCCUCGACGUUGGAAAUAACGGAUUGCCUGAUUUGGAAGAAGAAGAUGUCCAGUCAAUGGCACCGGAAGCACGCGACACUUACAUCCAAGCAAAGCAGGACGAGACCUGGUGGAGGGAUCAAUUCCAGUCAGAAUCGGUCGACGGUGCCAGGCCAAAACUCAAGAUAGGGUUCUCAGGCGUUCCGGUUUGAUUCGGAUCAAUCACGAGAGGGGAGUUUGUUUAGCGUAAGAUACCAAGGCGUGUCAUGGGAUGGCGUAUGUAGGAUUAUC
Paraphaeosphaeria sporulosa is the source of this 1636-nucleotide messenger RNA. Its product is annotated as nuclear localization protein-like protein NPL6. Bases 88 to 1557 code for a protein of 489 amino acids. The transcript is spliced from 2 exons. Gene Ontology annotation, cellular component: nucleus. Gene Ontology annotation, molecular function: chromatin DNA binding. The record is from RefSeq and is a predicted model, not a curated record. NCBI's taxonomy places the organism in Eukaryota, Fungi, Ascomycota, Dothideomycetes, Pleosporales, Didymosphaeriaceae.